AAUAAAAUAAAAAUCUGCAAGCAGCACACUGGAUAAUUGAGCUAUGGUCGGACUCAACGACAAUGACAGUGCCAAUGCCAAUAGAAAUUCAUUCGCGAAAACCAUUUGCUCGAUUCGUUACGAGGAUUUCAAGCCCUUAACCGAGGACCUUCAAUCUAUCUCUGUUUGCGGCCACGUUUUUCACGAGAUCUGCCUUCAGCAGUGGUUUGAGUACUGUCCCAAUGUGAAGAAGCGGAGUUGUCCUAUAUGCAAGCAAACUUGUACCAAUAAAAACGUGGGGCGUUUAUAUUUUCAAUCUAUUGGUGAUCCAAAUGAGUGUAGUCUAUCUCAAAAGCCACAAAUUUAUGUGGAAAAUUCCGAGGAGUUGCGCAUAGAGGUCAAGAGGUUGGAGGGGAAAGUUUUUGCAUUGGCUUCCACUUUGGAGCAGCAACAGAAAGAAUGUAUGAAUGUAAAAGAUGAGCUCAUCUCAUGCAAGGAGCAACUGAAAGUAGAAGUGAUUCUUAAAAACGAAGCUGUAACACAAAAUGCAACCAGCCAGAAGUUGCUUCGAGUGAAAUCUGAAGAACUUAUGGCCAAGUGCACCAUGUUAGGAAGAGGUGAGGCCCGGUGCCUUCAGAAACUCGAGAAGGCCAAUGACAAGAUAAAGAAGUUGAAGUUGAGACUCCAAGAAGUGGAGGCUGCUUUGGAAUUCAAAGAGAAUGAAGAUUUGAGAGUGCUAAAGCAUCUCGAUUCCAAAUUUAACAUGGAUUCACACAAUACAAUGAAAAGACCUUCAAACCACUGUGAUAUAGAUGAAACUAAUGCCAUGCCGGACAUCUCAUUCUGUUCAAGUAAAGUAUCUCCUCACAAGCCACUAAGUAAAAGAAGCACGUUGGAUGAGAAUUUACCUGCCUGCACGUCUGAUACCAAAAGAGAAAUGCUAUUGGAUCAACCAGAAAUGACGAGAUAGCAAAAGAGAAAGAAAAGUAAAAAUACUAAAAUCAUAAAGCAGGCACCCACAUGAAUUGGAUAGAAAGUAGAAACUCAAUAUUAAACCAAAACAAGAAUAGUUGUUGACCGUGGGCAAUAAAAUCAAACCUACUCUAUGCAACAAUUAGGUUUUGUUUCCCUCUUUAAAACAAGU
This is a messenger RNA of Striga asiatica, 1123 nucleotides long. The record is from the annotation of a GenBank genome assembly. Lineage: Eukaryota; Viridiplantae; Streptophyta; Magnoliopsida; Lamiales; Orobanchaceae.